Molecule: messenger RNA, 10745 nt
Organism: Crotalus tigris (Tiger rattlesnake)
Lineage: Eukaryota; Metazoa; Chordata; Lepidosauria; Squamata; Viperidae
Gene: LY75
Product: lymphocyte antigen 75
Exons: 35
Coding region: 468-5765 (1765 amino acids)
Cellular component (GO): plasma membrane; signaling receptor complex
Molecular function (GO): signaling receptor activity
Source: RefSeq, a predicted model, not a curated record
GGGAACUCUGGGAAUGGAAGUCCACAAACCUCAAAUAUGGCUGGAGUUGAGAAACAUUGUUCUAUCUAACCAAUUCGAUGUCUCCUUUCUGUAUAUGUUUCCGGGCCAGAUGAACUGUUAGGCUGUCUUACCGCACCCUAAUAAGGAACACACCUGUACUUUAAACUUCCGUGGCGUACAGUUCCUUCUUUCUUCAAACCAGAACUACGAGACUGGAUUUCUUAAGAAAGCACGGGGCAAUCCUGCUUUUGAAAAAGUCCCCGUUGCGAAGGUCGCAACAACGCCGAGCAUCUUUCUCUUUCGAUUUCUCGCCCUGCGAUCCUUUCCCCUGGAUUUUCCAGCCCGCGCCUGCUUUCUCCCAACCAGAAUUGGCUCCUCAAGAGACGAGAGAGGCGGAAAAAGACGGGAUUGGCCCUUCCCCUCCGCCAGUCAUCGCCUUUAAGACUCAGAAGCUCACCCAGCGGGGAAUGCAACUCAGAGUUCGGGAACCGCCCGCGGGGGACAGUUUCCCUGGAGAAGCGAAAGUGGCUGCUACCUUUAGUUCCCGUGGCCUCUGCAGUUUGCCCAGCUGCUCCUCGAGGAUGAAGGGAAUGCUCCGAGGCUCCACUUCCACUUGCCGGGUGAUUCUGAUGGUCACCAUCCUGUGCUGCUGCACUAACAGAGCAGCUUCUUCAGAUAACAAUCUUUUCACCAUUCGGCAUGAAAACUCUAAUAAGUGCAUCCAAGUUAAAAGCCAGCACCUAAUAUUAGGAGAUUGUAAGGAGACAGAUGAGAGCUUAUGGACAUGGGUCUCUCAGCAUCGCCUUUUUAAUUUGGGAUCCCAAAAGUGCCUUGGACUAGAGGCUGCCAAGUCUACAAAUACCUUAAAAAUGUCUGCUUGUGACUCGGAUCUCAAUCUCUGGUGGCGAUGUGUUGGUGAUUCCAUCCUCUCCGCAUCUCAGAACAAACUAACAUUAAAGAAUGGAAUCCUCACUGUAAGCCUAAACUCUUCUGAUGCUUGGAGAAGAAGCAAUUCCAGCGAUACGAUUUGUAAAUUUUCAUAUAGUGAAAUUUAUACCAGGGAUGGGAAUGCCUAUGGAAAACCUUGUGAGUUUCCUUUCUUAGUUAAUAAUACAUGGUAUCAUGAUUGCAUUCACAUUGAGAAGUAUUCAGGAGGUGAAUGGUGUUCCACAACCACUUACUUCAAUCAAGACACAAAAUGGGGCUUCUGCUUAAAAAGAGAGGAUGGCUGUCAAAAUACAUGGGUACAGUUUAAAGAUUCUGGAAAUUGUUACCAAUUAAACACACAGGCUGCUCUUUCUUGGAAAGCAGCAUAUCUCUCGUGUAAGAAGCAAGGGAGUGAUUUGGUCAGCAUCACAAGUGCAUCCGAGCUAAAUUAUAUCCAAGCUAAAGAUGGUAUCGCAGAAAUAUUUUGGAUUGGAUUAAAUCAGUUGGAUGUUUCUGGAGGCUGGCAGUGGUCAGAUCAUACUCCAUUGAACUUCGUGAACUGGAAUUCAGAGAUGCAGAAUGUAUCUCCACUAGAGGGAAAUGAUUGUGCAGCUAUGAAUGCUGAGACAGGUGACUGGAAGAGUUAUCCCUGUGACACUCCAAUGCCUUAUGUCUGCAAGAAACAAGUUAAUGACAGUCAACCGGAUUUCCCAGAUAUUCAGAACAAUAUUGUGUGUGAAUCUGGCUGGUAUGCAUACAGUGGAUUUUGCUAUAUGCUAAAGAACAAAGCUGCUUCGUGGAAUGAUUCAUAUCAGCUAUGCAGUGAACUCAACAGUAGCCUGAUCAGUAUACAUUCCUUAGCAGAUGUUGAAUUAGUUGUUACAAAACUCCACAAUGAUACGAAAGACAAAAUAUGGAUAGGAUUAAUAAAUAAAGACAUUCCAGCCUUGUUUAAGUGGUCAGAUGAUUCCAAAGUGGUAUUUACAUACUGGGAUCAAAAUGAGCCAAAGGUUUCCUCCAGAAGCCCUCCAAACUGUGUCUCUUAUUCUGGAAAGUUUGGCCGAUGGAACAUCCUACCUUGUAAUAGUAAACUUAAGUUUGUGUGCAUGAAAAAAGGAAAAGUUUUAGAGGAACAAAAAUCUGAUAAGGAUUGUUCGCCAAGUAAGGAAUGGAAGAAACAUGGAGAUUAUUGCUAUAGGAUUGACAAGAAUGAAGUCUCCUUUGGAAGUGUGUGCAAUCUUACUAUAGCAAACAGAUUUGAACAAGAAUUUAUAAAUAAUUUAAUCAGAAUGCAUAAUAAAGUUGAAGAAAAGUACUUCUGGACUGGCUUGCAAGAUAUCAGUUCGUCAGGAGAGUACAAAUGGGGAAGCGUGAAUGGAAAGAAUGAAAUGCUAAAAUACACAAAUUGGGGUUUCUUUCAACCAGAAUUUCGCGGAGGAUGUGUGGCAAUGUCAAGUGGAAGAUACCUUGGAAAGUGGGAAGUCAAGAAUUGCCAAACAUUUAAAGCUUAUUCUAUUUGCAAGAACUACAUUGGACCAAAGAGAGAAGCAGAGAUACUGCCAAAAAUCACUGACCCUUGCCCGCAAGGAUGGUCCAGAGGUUCAGGUCUUGCUUGUUACAAGUUUUUUCACAAGGAAAGAGUGCUGAGAACCAGAACGUGGGAAGAAGCUGAGAGAUUUUGUGAAGCUCUUGGAGGACAUCUUCCUAGUUUCAGCCACCCAGAAGAAGUUAGGGAGCUCCAUAUAAUACUGAGGGAGAUCAUCAGUGAUGACAGAUGGGUCUGGAUUGGACUAAAUAAGAGGAAUCCUGAUCUUCUGGGAUCAUGGCAAUGGAGUGAUGAUAAGCCAGUCUCAACUAUUGUUAUGCCCCUGGAAUUUAGAGAAGAUGACUAUGAUCUUCGAGACUGCGCAGCCGUCAAGACCCUCGGACAAAAACGCCGGCCGCCAUGGCAUAUUUACCUAUAUGGAGAUAAAGAAGAGGAUUUCUACUUAAAACCUUUCCAUUGUGAUGUAAACCUUGAAUGGGUGUGCCAGAUCGCUAAAGGUACUACUCCAAAGACACCUGAAUGGUACAAACCAGACGAAGAAGGAAUUCAUGGGCCAACAGUGAAUAUUGAUGGGUCAGAAUUCUGGUUCGUGGCAAAUAAGACUUUGAGCUAUCAAGAAGCUUCCAUGUAUUGUUCCGAGGGUGGAAGUGACUUAGCUUAUGUGACCUCUUUCACAGCGCUGAAUGGAAUUCUAAACACAAUUUUAAAAUUAUCGGAUGAGAAUCAGAACUGGUGGUUCAAAUACAGAAUUCCAACAAUUCACUACCGUUCGUCCUUUUUUUCACACUAUUUUGAACACCACCCCAGAAAAUGUUGGCAUAUCUCUUAUCGAUCCUGGUUAAGAGGCAGUCCAUUGGAUUGCAGUUCAAAACUGCCUUUCAUUUGUGAGAAAUACAAUGCAUCAUUAUUGGAGACAAGCAAGCCAGGUUAUAAACCACCUCAGGAAAGCUGCCCUGAAAAUUGGAUUUUUUUCCUAAAUAAGUGUUAUCGAAAGAUGACCCCUAAGAACAUGACAUUUAGAAAAGCAGACGAACAUUGUCAAUCUUUAGGAGGGUUCCUCCCUUCAAUCAAAAGCCAGAUUGAACAAGACUUUAUAACAUCCUUACUCCCCAGUCUGCCCCCAAAGAUUUGGAUUGGUUUACGUUCCCAGGUGCAUCUGCAUGUAAGCAAGUGGGCUGAUGGCAGUGAUUUAGAUUAUGUCAAUUUCCAUCCUUUGCUUCAAGGAAAGCUAAGAAGAAUUCCUUUUGAUGCAUUUAAUGAGGAAGGGAAUAACCAGUGUGGUGUUUUACUAAAUAAUCCCAAAGGUUAUGUAGGAACUUGGAAUUUUACUUCUUGUGCUGAUACUUUGCCUUUGGCCAUAUGUCAGAAGGAUCUAGUUGUUGUUGAAAACCAGACAAUCCAAGUGCCUGAACGUACCAUGAAAUACCUAAAUGUCACCUACACCUUAAUUCUGAGGAACCUGACUUGGUUUGAUGCCGAGGAAGAAUGCCUGAAGAGCAAUAUGAGGCUGGUUAGCAUUACAGAACAAUACCAACAGGCUUUUCUUGGUUCUCAAGUGGUUCUCCACAACCAACAGCUCUGGAUUGGGCUCUCUAGCCAUGAUGAUGGAACACAUUAUCAGUGGUCAGAUAAAAAACACAUUAGUUUCAGUCGUUGGUCUGAAGAAGACAAGGAUUUGGUUGAUGACUGUGUGUAUUUGGACACGGAUGGAUUUUGGAAAACGUCUGAUUGUUACGCAGAAAAACCAGGAGCAAUUUGCUACUUACCAGGAAAUGAUACUGAAAACCAAGAAGCAUAUCAAGAAUCAAUUAAAUGUCCACACAAGAUUAAAAAUACGCCAUGGAUAGCAUAUCGAAACAGUUGUUACACAUUCGUAAUACCAAAAAAUACAUGGAGAGGAUUGAGAGCAGUUGAAGCUAACCAUUUAUGCAAGAUAAUGAAUCCAGAUGCAUCACUUUUGAAUAUCAGGGAUGAAGAUGAAAAUGAUUUUAUUCUUGAGCAGUUUCAGUCUUUCAGUGGUCUGGCUCAGUGGAUGUGGUUGGGUUUGCUUUAUGACACUAAGGAUAAUCUCCUGAAGUGGUAUGACGACACAUACUUGUCAUAUAACAACUGGAGAAUGGGACGACCUAACAUCAAGAAUAACUUCUUUCUUGCUGGCAUUAACAUGGAUGGCUUCUGGGAUAUUUAUGAACAUUCGCAAAACAACCGGUUAUACUUGUACUUCAGUUUAAAUAGCAUCCUGGUCUGCAAGAUAGACAUGGAGACCAAAGUCAGCCAACCUCCGCUUCCUGAAAAACUGCCCUACAAAAAUAACGUCUACUGGAUUCUUCAGAAACAGCUCAAUUGGUAUGAUGCGUGGAAAGAAUGCAAACAGAAAGGAAGCGAUUUAGCCAGCAUUCAUAGUAUUUCCGAACAAGUUUUUCUGGAAGACAUUGUAAGGCGUGAUGGAUUUUCAUUGUGGAUUGGUUUAUCUAAUCAUGGUGGAAAUGAUUCCGAUUUUGAGUGGUCCGAUGGAAGCCGGUUUGACUACCAGCCUUGGGAAUAUCAGCAUUCUCAUACUUUUGGAAACUGUUUUGCUAUGGACACUAAAGGAAUUUGGAAUCGCAGGAAAUGCACCUCUCGAGGCGACGGUGCUAUCUGCUACUCUUCUUCAAAUAAAGUGCAAUUAAAGCAAAGCGAAACAUCAUCAAAGUGUCCAGACCCUCCUAAUGGAGCAUCACCAUGGCUAUACUACAAAGAUUAUUGCUACGCGUUUGAUAUGGCAUUUUAUAAUUAUUCCACAUAUACUGCAGACACAGCUAGGAAAGUUUGUAAGAAACUUGAUCCUUCUGCAAAUCUUCUGACUAUCAAGGAUGUAGAGGAAAAUAAGUUUGUGAGCACACACUUGAAAGAAUAUUAUUUUAUUACUGGAAAAGCAUGGCUUGGAAUGCAAUUUACUGCCAAACCCUUGAGCUGGCUUGAUGGCUCUGAGAUUAAAUAUACAAACUGGGCCAAUGAAACUGAAAAGGCUAAUGGUCAGUGCAGUGUUAUCUUUUCAACCAAUGGGACAUGGUCCAAAGCAGACUGCAACAAUGAAACAAGCAGAGUUGUUUGCAAAACUCCUGAAGUCUCUCGUCAUUCAAGAGGGGCAAUAGCAGUUUGUGUUAUAUUUAUUAUAGCCCUCCUUGUUGGAUUAGCAUACUUCCUAUAUAGAAAGAUGCGACUACACUCUUCGGGAUUGGCCUCUGUUCGCUAUGAGCGGGGAAUGCAUGAUGAUGAAACUGACACCAUGUUUUCUAGAAGUGAUGACUGAAGACCAGUUUCUGCUUGGCCUACUGAAACCAAUUUCCAAAUCAGCUCCUGAAGCAUCUUCCAAAGAUGCUAUUGACUUUCAUUCUUGGGGUUUAUUGACACCUUCCCUUCUUUCAAGUUUAGGGGAAAAAGGGAUCUUUAACAAUAAUCAAACUUUGCACUUUUCGUGACCUGAGAUUUGCACAUGGCUUGAAGUGUGGUGCAUGGAACUAUCCUGACAUUAGGAUAUCCUGUACCAUUUACCCAAAUGAAGUAAGAGAGCAGAUGGCCAGAGAAUUACUUGAAAUAUAAUUUAUUGAAAAUAAAGUAUAUGCUAGUUUAUGGUAUUAAAAUAUUAUAUUUUCAAAGUUAAAGAUUAUGUUGAGUCAGGCUCAACUUUUGAUUGCUAUGUGUAUUAUUUACGUGGCAACAGAAUGAAAAAACCUGGGAUUUCUCAUCCAAGCAUCAGCAGGUCCAAAGUUGCUUACCAUUUCUGAGAUCAACCAAUGUCAGUGAGAUAUUGCCAUUCUGAUCUGAUCCUUUUUAGUAUCUUUCAGAUCUCUUGAGGCCAUUCUGAUUUUCAGUAAAAACUCUCAAAGAUUCUUUCCAUCUUUAAAACAAAUUUAUUAAGAAUUACAGUAUAUUAAACAGAUAAAACUACAGAGAAACCUAAUAAAAAUAUAUAAAAAUAAAGAAAAAGCAAGACCAAGCAGUAUAGAAAAAUAAUCCUCUCCCAAAAAAAAGAUAGUAAACAAGGAAGCUUCUCUCUUCAUCCCCAAUAACCUUAUUCAGAUUGACAAUUUAUUGCUGUCUGUUAAAUUAACAGCCAGAUGCAUCUUCAUUCCAUACCUCAUCCCAUUUCCAUAAACUCAUUUCUAAAUCUUCAGCUUUCCUUAUUAAUCAACAAAAGUCGAUUAAAAAUUAACAAAAAAUACCUAAGGACAUGAGUAUAUAAUCCCUUUUUCUAAUUAGCCUAAAUCCUCCUCAACCCUCUCUUAACAAUUAAACAUUACAAAAAUAAGAAUAAUAAAACUGAAAGCUGUUAAACAUUAUCAGAAAUAAUAAAGCCUUAUUUAGAUUUCCAAAAAUGGUAAUGUAAAUAUUACAAAUUAAUCCAUUAUACCAUUAAUUUCCAAAAGAAAAACUAUCCAGUUUGAAUAACCGUUAUUAUCACCAAAAAUAGCAACUUGUUAUUUAAUCAUAGUCAAAUAAACCACUUUUGUAUUUUUUUUCCUUUUUCCUCCCAGUCAUCUUGGAAUCCCAUAAAUAAAUUCUAACUCCUGUUUUCCUGUAGUCUUUUUACCUCUACUUUUGAGGUUCUUAUCAUAGUCCAUUUGAACUUUCCAUGAAGUGAUUCGAAUAAAUCUUCUGUAUUUCAAUUUAAAAAGACAGUCCACACCAUUUUGAACAUAUUUUUGUAUGUGGUUGUUUUUUUAAAAAAAUAAUAAUUGUCCAAAUCCACUUGUAAAUCUGGUAUUUCCAUCUCUCUCUCUCUCUCUCUUUUUUUUUUUUUUAGUUGUAAUUUUUAGGUCCACCUUAAACUUCUUUUCAGUUGUUUUCAGAAGAGUUCAUCUUCAAUAACAUUUUAGAGUUAAACUGUUAAGGAAUUAAAGCAGCUCAAACAUUUCAGAGCCUAUAGAUCAAAAGCUCCUUGUAAAGUAGCCAUCAUAUACUUGUUUUGCUUUAAAACAUAAAUCAGAUUUUUCCCACAUGAGGUCUUUUUAGUUAGUUUUGAAAUCUUUCUUUAAAUCAGCUUAAAGCCAUCGCCAUUAAAACUGUUUCAAAACAACUCUAAAGUCACUCCUUCACUUUAUAUUGCGAAAAGUUACAAAAAAAAAUAGAUUUACAAAACUGAAAAAAACAUAGUUUCCAUUCUUUUAAACAGAUUGAAAGGACAUUUACCCAGCAACUUGUAGUCUUCGUAGUUCUGAAGGAUUUUCAGUCUUAAAAGAGGCAGUAAAUAGUCCAAAGUGAUUAAAAACAUGAGGUUUGGUCAAGCCUCAAGUCCUUAAAAGGUUUCAUUUGGGGCUCAGAGGAGGGUACAAAACAGGAAUUCCCAACUGAUUGCAAGCAGCUGUGAAAACAACAGUUUCUACAGAAUUCAGCUGACUGAAAUUCAUAUGGUCCAUCUCCAGAUCUCUCUCUCUUCCAGAGAGAAUUUUGACAGUCUAGAUCUCACAUCUAAGUGCCUUUUCGACUGAAAUGCCCCUGCAAUCCAUGCAGAGUAGAGAAGAUGCUGCAGGUAUUGGCUUGCCUUGCUGCAUCGGAAAUUCCAAGGUUCUUCAUCUUGAUCAAAGUUACAAUUUAGAUUUGGAUUCUUUUACUGUAUUAACUUUUAAAGCUUGACUCUUACAUUUUCUGUAGCUAUAACAAAAGAACAGCAACAAGUUAUUGUCAAAUUGUAUUUUUCUUCGACUUUCUCCUGAAUUUGCCGUAUACACAGGAACAGGUUAACCUCAGUUUAAGGGCUAAAUGAAAGUUUCAGAACCCACUGUCAAUUCACUGUUCAGGAUUCAUGAAUGGGAGUGUGUUGCACAAUGUAAAAGUUUUAACAUUGUGUUUAUUAUUAUUAUUUAUGUUAGCCUUAAUAUUUUUCAAAAGAGGUACUACUAAGUAUUUUCUUUAUUUGUUUUUGAAAUACAUUGACUGUAAUCUAAAGUCUUAUUUAUGGUCAAUGCUUUACUUGUACUUAAACUGGAGCAUCCAUGUUUUGUUCUUGCCUGAUUCCAUAGCACUAUAUUGGUGAUUUCUCCUAUCCAUUCAUACCAUCAGUUUCCUGUUUCUGAUUCUUUGCUGUGUGUAGCUUUCUUUGAUGGUACUUGUAAUAUGGAACAAUUCAACACAGAGUAAACAUAUUUAGUCAGCCCUUAGCAAACUUCAUAAAAAUUAUGUCAUUAAAAACCUUCUGAUUUCAGUAGAGUUUCCAAAGAUGUAGUUCAGCUGAUUUUUAGUAAGAAGCCAAAGCCUUUAAGAUGCCAAAACAAAUUCAAUUUUAUGAUUUGAUUUGUAGCAUUUCUUAAAAUGUUUCCUUUAAUAAAACUCAUCAGACCGAUAAUUAACAUCCACUUCUGAAAACUCAGAGGAACGCUAUCAGAGAUUAUAGGGGGGGAAAUAUGUUUAGUGCUAAGUUGGCUCUUUUAUUGCUAAAUUAGAGCUUUUAAAAGAUAUUGAAUAUGCACCUCUGGAAUUAGUGACAUAUAUAGCUCUUUUUUUAAAAAAAAAUCAGGUGUGUGUUUCCUAUUUCAUAUACAAGAAGAAAUGCACUGCACAGCAUUUAUUAAACAAAUGCUAUAUAUGCAGAUAGGUGCCCUUCCCCUUUAUGAAAAUAAAGAUGCUUUGCUUGCCUGGAAUUCUAUAUUCUAUGGUUCCAAUUAAUGGAUGUGGUGGUUCUUGCCUUACCUUGCAGCAAGACAUAAGCCCAAGCCUAUAAGUUACUUCUUUUCAAGACGUUUUGUGUGGUCUUUAUAAGCAUGUGCAUAAAUACAUCCUUUUCUCUAGGUGAACAUUUGUUUCUAAUUUUUUUAUGUUUAUGGUUUUGAUAUGCUUUAUGUUAUUAUUACUGACACUGUUUUAAUUCUUGAUUGGGAGCAGCCCAGACUUUGUUAUAAGAUGGGUGGCUAUAUAAAUGUUUUAAAUAAACAAGUAAAUAAGACAUCUGGACAGAAAGCCAAUUUUUCUACAGUUAAUUGCACUGCUUUCUUUAUGUUCGUUUCUGCACUUGACUUUUAACGAUUGUAGGAUAUUUUACUAUGACCUUUUCCAGGACAUCACCACAGUGAGUAUGAGGAUCUAAUAAAGACAAGAGGUAGUUUGCACUAAAGAAGUGAUGUCAUUUUUUCCACAUCAUUUGUAAAACAAAAUGCCUGGAUGCUUAUAUAUGCUUUCUGUUAGUAAUCAAAGGGACAAAGCCCUAACCUAAAACUAGAAAUGGGAGAAAUUCAUUGAGGGGUGGUAUGCCAGUGACCCUGUUCUUGUAGCAGUGUCUGAUAGAUAACGCAUUAUCCUGAUUAGCUCAGAAUGACCAGUCUAUCAAAUAUUGAGGACAUGGGGUUUGAUGUAACUUUGCAACAAGAGCAUUUUAGAGGGAACUACAUGGAAGAAAAUCCCAAACUUUUUUUCAAAAGUGCUGAAAUGCCUUUGAUGUAGUUCUUAGAUUAACAGCCUAGUUCAGCCUGCUAAACAAGUGAUAAAUGGAUACAGUAAGAUGGGAAAAGAUACCCUUUGGCUGUGUAAGGAAGCCUUUAUAAAAUGCCUUUAUCAAAGUUUUUAGCUGAUAAGUACUUUUGUAUACUGUUUAAUCAACUUGCCAAGGAGGUAGUUGUUAAUGUCAUCUCGGUCAGACCAAGUCAGCCACUAAAUAGCAGGACCGAAAAAGAGUUCCCAGAACACACCCCUGUGGAUCACAGAAAAGCAGGCCACUUAACCAUAUGUUAAAAUCAUACUUUCACAAGACUUGAUUACCAUGGUCACAAGUUGUUAGUCCGAGAUAAAGAGUUUAAAAGCAAGUAGCAUUUUGUGUAUGUAUGUGAUAUUCUGUUUAAUAAGUUUGUACAACGCUACUGACACCAGGUUAUUUUGCACUCACAGGUUAUUUUAAUGUGAAUUUAUACAUGGAAUAGGGCUAUUCAGUCAUACAGCCUAGGAAUAAACAUGAACAAAAUAUUUCACUGUUUCUAUGAAGGAUUUACAAUCUAAAACUUAUUUUGUAAAUGGUUUUAAUUCUGCUUGAUUUUUUGUCCUAUACCUGGACAAGUGAAAAAAAUGUGUGAACUAAUACAGAUGCCUUAAUGUAUCUAAUUAGCUCUCUUGGAGGGAGUUUGCAAAGAAGCUUACCUGUGGUGGUGAUAAGAGAAACAGAAGAUGUAUAAAAAGCUUCAAUAAUUGCUAGUUUUAAAGUAUAAGAAAGUUACAUUGAUUCAGUUCUUCCCUCCUCAUUAAAAUACUUUGUAUGUUUCAUUAUUUUUUUAAAAAAUGUCAGUGUUAAUAAAACUGUUAAAAAAAA